UUUCUAAUGGUGAUGAACAAUUGGAAAAAGCCAUGGAAGAGAUUUUGAGAGAUUCUGAGAAAGGGCAAAGCAGUCUUCUUGUUGACUGUCAUAGUUCCAGUGAGAUUUCAGAACAUUCAUUUGGAGAUGUUAUAGCCAGCCAAACAAAUAAGCCAUCUCUUCAGUUAAUUCUGGAUCCAUCUAAUACAGAAAUUUCUACACCGAGACCAUCUUCUCCAAGUGGACUACCUGAGGAAGAUAGUGUUUUAUUUAACAAACUGACCUACUUAGGAUGUAUGAAGGUUUCUUCCCCACGUAAUGAAGUGGAGGCCUUACGGGCAAUGGCAACCAUGAAAUCUUCCAGUCAGUGUCCCUUUCCUGUUACUCUGUAUGUGCCAAAUGUUCCAGAAGGUUCUGUGAGGUGA
This is a messenger RNA of Propithecus coquereli (Coquerel's sifaka), 404 nucleotides long. Its product is annotated as rab GTPase-activating protein 1-like. The transcript has 2 exons. The record is from RefSeq and is a predicted model, not a curated record. NCBI's taxonomy places the organism in Eukaryota, Metazoa, Chordata, Mammalia, Primates, Indriidae. The coding region runs from base 33 to 404 and encodes 123 amino acids.